AAGCGACAGAUCUGUUCUAACUUUCAAUGAGUGACAUCUCUAACUCACAAGUUUGGUCUGGUCGCCUAAAAAGUUACAUAUUGUAGUUGUAAGAGCCACGAUGUUUGGUCUGAACAUUAACAUGCAUCGCUUGAGGUACGGUUUUGGAAUCAUAAGGACUUUCUUUCUUACCAGCGAUAAAUACUUUUCAAAAAACGAAAGGUUGAAUUGAUAACUUUUUUAUAGGGUGAAUGUUCCCACAAGGCCACAUCUCCAUGUUACAGCGCUUGUUUAUGGGACAUUUAUGGAAGACAGAGGCGACCACCUGUGCUAAUUCGCUAUCUAGCAGGCUGCCGAACCUCUGUGUGUAACCGUAACUCCGGGAGUGUAGUUUCUUUGGAUGGAGGCACCUAUAGUUGUAUGGAUCUGUGCAAAACUGCUACAUUGAUUCCAGACUUACAGAAACAGACAGUGGAAGGUCACCAUGGAUCUCGGUGAGUUUGAAGCAGACAACUCGGUGAGCUGUCGCCUGGCUUCAGCAAUACCUGCCGUCUGCAAGACAGAAGACUGCUGUUUGGGUAUCGAUGAAGCCGGCAGGGGGCCUGUACUGGGACCCAUGGUCUACGGAAUAUGUUUCUGUCCCGUCGCCAAAAAGGAAGCUCUGAAGGACUUAAAAGUGGCAGACUCGAAGACAUUGACUGAGGCCCAGAGAGAGGAUCUAUUCCGCAACCUGGACGAGGCCAAGAGCUUUGUAGGCUGGGCUCUUCAGAUUCUCUCACCCAACACUAUCUCUACCAGCAUGCUGCAGAGGUCAAAAUACAACCUGAAUGCUCUCUCUCAUGACGCAGCCAUUGGCCUGGUACAGUUCGCCCUGGACAGUGGAGUGCAGCUCAAAGAGGUGUUUGUGGACACGGUGGGUCCUGCAGAGAAGUACCAGGAGAAGCUGUCCCAGCGGUUCCCCGGGGUGGAAGUGACCGUACGACCCAAAGCUGACUCCCUCUUCCCCAUAGUCAGUGCUGCCAGUAUCUGUGCCAAGGUGGCCAGGGACCAUUCAGUAAAAGACUGGAACUUUCCAGAAGACCUAGGAGAGGUGGAUGCAGACUACGGCUCUGGCUAUCCCAACGACCCGAAGACGAAGGCGUGGCUGUUGAAGGAGCUUGACCCGGUGUUUGGCUACCCUCAGUUUGUCAGGUUCAGCUGGAGCACCACACAGACCCUGCUGGACAGCAAGGCUGUCACUGUACACUGGGAUGAUGAUGAGGAGGAUGGUGAGAAGGCCGCAGCCCGUCAGAACAACACCUCCAUGCUCUCCUACUUCAAGACAGGCUCCAAGACCUCCGCCCAGCAGGGCAACACACACCAGACACACCGCUUCUUCACAGAGAGGAGACUGCAGAGACUGGCCACACUCUGAGACAAGGAGAGGAAUACACACACCCACCGAGACAAGGAGAUGAAUACACACACCCACUGAGACAAGGAGAGGAAUACACACACCCACUGAGACAAGGAGAGGAAUACACACACCCACUGAGACAAGGAGAGGAAUACACACACCCACCGAGACAAGGAGAGGAAUACACACACCCACCGAGACAAGGAGAUGAAUACACACACCCACCGAGACAAGGAGAGGAAUACACACACCCACCGAGACAAGGAGAGGAAUACACACACCCACCGAGACAAGGAGAGGAAUACACACACCCACCGAGACAAGGAGAGGAAUACACACACCCACCGAGACAAGGAGAGGAAUACACACACCCACCGAGACAAGGAGAGGAAUACACACACCCACCGAGACAAGGAGAGGAAUACACACACCCACCGAGACAAGGAGAGGAAUACACACACCCACCGAGACAAGGAGAGGAAUACACACACCCACCGAGACAAGGAGAGGAAUACACACACCCACCCAGACAAGGAGAGGAAUACACACACCCACCCAGACAAGGAGAGGAAUACACACACCCACCCAGACAAGGAGAGGAAUACACACACCCACUGAGACAUGGUGCACAACACACACACACACUGAGACAUGGUGCACAACACACACACACUGAGACAUGGUGCACAACACACACACACUGAGACAUGGUGCACAACACACACACAUUCUGUUUAAAGUCUCUGUCCACUGUUUCCAGAUGUAUAUGAAAUGUGAUCUAUACUUAAUUACAAUAUUACUGAAAUAGUGUUCUUUCCAAAAAUGGGUAUCAAGUGUGUUAUAAAGCAGCUUUUCUGUGUUGGAAUGGUGUGGGUGUACCCCAACAGCAGAACGGUGUGGUUGUACCCCAACAGCAGAACGGUGUGGUUGUACCCCAACAGCAGAACGGUGUGGUUGUAUACAGGUCAUUAAAAUAUUCUAGCGAGUAGACAGCCUACUUGCCAGCUCCUCAGGAGGUGGGCUUUUCUGUGGGUUUUUCUCUCCAAUGUAUUAUUUGGCGUUAUUUGGAGUUAACAGAAUAUUAACUUUAAAAAAAGUGACAUUUUAUAGACUGUUUGCUGUGAAAACCACUGAUUGAAUGAUCAAUUGAAAAGGAUUCAAGCACAACUUCAUGAGCUUUGUUGUCAUUUGAAUAAUACUUUAAUGUGAAAUGAACAAUAAAUAUAUAUUGUUUCUAAAUAA
Oncorhynchus nerka (sockeye salmon) is the source of this 2617-nucleotide messenger RNA. It is a transcript of the gene rnaseh2a, whose product is annotated as ribonuclease H2, subunit A. The transcript is spliced from 9 exons. The record is from RefSeq and is a predicted model, not a curated record. Gene Ontology annotation, molecular function: RNA binding; RNA-DNA hybrid ribonuclease activity. NCBI's taxonomy places the organism in Eukaryota, Metazoa, Chordata, Actinopteri, Salmoniformes, Salmonidae. Gene Ontology annotation, biological process: DNA replication, removal of RNA primer; mismatch repair. The coding region runs from base 464 to 1393 and encodes 309 amino acids. Gene Ontology annotation, cellular component: ribonuclease H2 complex.